Rubroshorea leprosula is the source of this 856-nucleotide messenger RNA. NCBI's taxonomy places the organism in Eukaryota, Viridiplantae, Streptophyta, Magnoliopsida, Malvales, Dipterocarpaceae. The record is from the annotation of a GenBank genome assembly.
GAAUAUGUGGGUUGUGCUUAGAAAAGCUUAAAAGUUGUUCAAUUUAGAUCUUAAGGGAGUUGAAAAGUUUAAUUCCUAUACACCAUUGUGCUUCUAGUCUGUAGGAGUAGGAGAUAAAUUCUUAAUCUGACGAUAGAUGUUAACUGGUGGGACAGCAGGACAUCAAGAACUAAAUUUCAGCAACUUAUAUUUUCCAACUAAAGCUUGGGAAGUGGCACAAGGGCCUUUAAAGAAUUUGAUGAUGAUGGGCUUCAUGAUGUGGAUGGCUGGCAGUACAGUGCAUCUCUUUAGCAUUGGCAACACAUUUUCAGCUCUUUGGCAGCCUAUAAGUGCUUUGCAAGGGGCUGGAUAGGGUUUUGAACCUUAUAAAGACAGUGGAGUAGAUCUCCUUGGUCCCAAGCUGCUCUUUGUUGCCCUUAAUUUGGGGGGUCUAGCUCUUGGUGUUUGGAAGCUUAACAAAUUGGGGCUUCUUCUGAGACAUGCAUCAGACUGGGUUUCAUCAUUACCCCCUGCCCAGGAAGUCGAGUAUUUGGGUGGAGGCAUUCCUCUGUAGUGAGGCAGCUUUUCAUCUUAAUCACCAACUCACAGAAGCAGAUUAGACUUGCAACCUAUUUUUGGUUGCUUGAAGUGUGUCAGUCUAAAGAACAUGCCAUUGAUUCUCCUAUAUCUUACAAAUCAUAGUUUUCAUUAUGUGGGAUGACAUAUAGGUUGAAUGUAUUUCCAUACAACUUACCAUAUGUUUGGGUGAAGGGGAAUGGAGGGGAGGGGAACUGUAUCCCUCCAUUCCCCUUCCCUCACCUCUUCUCAUUUGGAUAAGUUAAUCAAUUAAAAGAAAAAAUAAAGCAAACGGCUUUAU